AUGCGAUUUCACGAGGUUAUCACUCAGAUGUCAUCCUAUGCCAAAUUCCUGAAGAACAUUCUCACAAAGAAGCGCGUCAUCGAAAAGGAAACCAUCACGCUUAAUCCCGAUGCCAGUGUAAGUCUCCUACCACUCUCCAUCUACAAGAAACUCAACGUGGGAGAACUUAAACCGACUCGCAUGGCUCUUCAACUAGCUGAUCAUUCUGUCAAAUAUCCUCUGGGUAUUUUCGAGGACGUCCCGCUGAAAGUCGGCGAUUACUACGUACCGGUCGAUUUCGUUGUGCUUGACAUGGACGAAGACGCCAAAAUCCUGAUUAUUCUAGGGUGCUAG
Tarenaya hassleriana is the source of this 333-nucleotide messenger RNA. RefSeq lists its product as uncharacterized. Bases 1 to 333 code for a protein of 110 amino acids. The transcript is spliced from 2 exons. The record is from RefSeq and is a predicted model, not a curated record. Lineage: Eukaryota; Viridiplantae; Streptophyta; Magnoliopsida; Brassicales; Cleomaceae.